Messenger RNA from Coregonus clupeaformis (lake whitefish), 1314 nucleotides. RefSeq lists its product as uncharacterized. Gene Ontology annotation, molecular function: DNA binding. The transcript has 2 exons. NCBI's taxonomy places the organism in Eukaryota, Metazoa, Chordata, Actinopteri, Salmoniformes, Salmonidae. The coding region runs from base 47 to 1258 and encodes 403 amino acids. The record is from RefSeq and is a predicted model, not a curated record.
UCAUUUGACUGGCUAAAUUGAUACUUUGUUGCGAAAACUAAAAUGGAUGUGGAACAUUUCUUUUGAUAUUUUCGGCGACAUGACUAUGGAUGAAUGGGAAAAAGAGAUGGCAAUAAUACCCAGGCAUGCAGAUUUGGGGGAUACUGCAUUGAAUGACCUGGAGAAAAGGUGCUUCGAGGGCUGGCUAGCAGAGAAUAAAAAAGUUGUUGACUUCAAAACUGUCACUAAGGAAGAGUUUAACAUCCCCCUCCGACAGUUUUAUGGAAAUGUAGGAAAUGGGAAGGGGGAGAAGUACAGCAGAAGUAGCUACCUGGUACUCCAGAGUGGGCUCAAUCGGUUUCUAAAUGACCCACCGAUCGGUCGCAGCUGGUGCCUUAUGAAGGACACUGAAUUUACCAUCUUGAAUCAUGUAUUUAUGGGCAACAUCAAACAGCUAAGAAGGCAAGGAAAAGACAUCACAAAUAGCCACCCUCCCAUCAGCAAUAAGGAAAUGGCCCAUCUCCAAAACUCCCAGGCUCUGAAUCCCGGUACACCAAGGGGUCUGGUCCAGAAAGUGUGGUUCCACCUCCAGUUACAUCUGGGUCGAAGAGGAAAAGAGGGGAACAGACAACUAAAGCCCAAUUCAUUCCUCAUAAAAACAGACAAGAACGGUCUAAGAUACGCCACUCUCGCAUAUAACGAGGCCACAAAGAAUCAUCUGGACCCAAGGGAGAGGGGAAGGGAGUCCAAGACGGGAUUCAUGUUCGAGCAGCCAGGAAACCCACUAUGCCCGGUGGCGUCACUGGAGAAAUAUCAAUCGAAAUGCCCGGAGAACGCCCUUGCAUUUUAUCUCCACUCAAGGAGAGGAGAGUGUAUCGGGGACUCGAUCUGGUACACGUUAGAGCCGAUGGGCGUGAACUAUCUGGCAGCACUUCUACCCAAGAUCUGCAGGGCAACGGGAUCAACUACAUACACAAAUCACAGCAUCAGGACCACGACAGUCCAGAAACUGGCCAAUGCUGAUUUAGAAGCGAGGGAGAUUAUGUCAGUGAGUGGACAUUGGUGUAAAGCUUCGCGCCAUAGCUACUGGCGUCCCUUACUGACAGACAGAAAACGCUGGAGCAACAUCCUGGCCAAAAACAAAGAGAACACGGCAGCAGCAUCAACACCCAAAAGGCUGAAGCAAGGCAGCAGAAGUAGUAGCACAGACUCCGACAGAUAUUUCAACCAAUGCACCAUCCAGGGGAAUGUACAGAUAAAUGUGACAUACAAUAAGUAGCUAUAGCUAUGUCAGCUGUGGUGGAUAACAAAAGAGAAUGUAUGGUUGUAUUUAUU